AUGAAUAAAUUACAUUUUUUUAUUUCACUAUUUUUAUUAUUUUUUUCAUUAUUUUUACCUAAGUCUUUGGAGUUCAGUGACAAAAGUUUAAUUGAUCUUUCGAGUUUUCAAAAUGUCCAAAUACCAGUUAUUUUAAAUGAUGUAGAAGAUAAAAAUACAAUACAAAAAAGACAAGCAAGAAGAAGACGUCGAAAAAGGCAAAGACGACAAGCAAGGCAAAGAAAAAGACUUUUAAAUGCUGUUGCUAGCGUUAACGCCCAGCUUGUUCAAUUAAGACGACAAAUAUCAUCUCUUCAAAGUCAAAUUUCGCAAAUGACAACACCAGCACCUGCUCCAGCACCCGCACCAGCACCCACACCAGCACCCGGAUAA
Strongyloides ratti is the source of this 372-nucleotide messenger RNA. RefSeq lists its product as hypothetical. The record is from RefSeq and is a predicted model, not a curated record. The transcript has a single exon. Bases 1 to 372 code for a protein of 123 amino acids. Lineage: Eukaryota; Metazoa; Nematoda; Chromadorea; Rhabditida; Strongyloididae.